AUGUAAUUAUGGUGAUCUUGUACAACCUAAGUGUAGCGACACAUUUCCUGCCACAUCCGAAACGGCUCACAAUUAGCCAGCAUUCCGGCUAAGGGAGAUAGCCUACGGGGGUUUGUGAGUACGCGUCUUUUGCAGCAUCUGCGUCCAUGGGGGCUGGGUUGAGGGAGGCUUAAAAGCAAGGCUGUUUAGUUCGAAUAAAGCUAUCUUUGACUGCAGUUUACUGACACCGCUACAACGUGUUUUUAUCGCUGGCUGUCCAGACGGAAGGUGCUGAAACGCUUUGUCGCGUGUCUGGAAGAAGUGAAAACUUUCCUGGGCAGCAAAGGGCUCACCUUUCCUGAGCUGGAACAGCCAGAGUGGCUGGAAAAGCUACACUUCAUGGUAGACAUGACAGCGCACCUGAACACGCUGAACACAGCUCUUCAGGGGAAAGGACGUACAGCCCUGCACAUGUUGGAGGAUGUUUUGGCAUUCGAGCGCAAGUUGACAGUGCUUGCCAGAGAUUUACAGAAAGGCACUUUGUCUCACUUCCCCAAUUUGAGAGAGUUCAAACAAGGUCACGACAUGAUAAUUUCGGAGUAUUUACAUUCUGCAAUCAUCGCAAUGCAAACAUCGUUUGGGAAACGCUUCUGUGAGUUCAGAGAGGAAAAAAACACAUUAUCCUUCCCGGUCACUCCCUUAAGCAUCGAUCCUUCCCUACUGAAUACGACUGCAUUGGCAGGUGUGAGUCAACCUGAUCUUGAGAUAGAACUGGCCGACAUAGCCGACAAAGACAUAUGGGUGUCCAAGUUUAGACGCUUGACAGCAGACCUUGAAGAUGUUGCCCGUCAGAAGGCCGUUCUUGCUCAGAAACACAAAUGGAGUGAUAUUGAAAACCUCACAGAUGACAGCUUGCGAUCCUGUGUAAAGAUGAAGGUGACAUCAUACAUCCCUGAUGUGCAGACGCUGUGCGCUGAGGUCCAGGAGCAGAAAUCCCAUUAACCAAGAUGACAGCUGGCUGACGUUAUUUUUGGUUUGCUGCUGGCGGAAAAUUUAAGUUCGGC
Messenger RNA from Hypanus sabinus (Atlantic stingray), 1043 nucleotides. RefSeq names its product general transcription factor II-I repeat domain-containing protein 2-like. Lineage: Eukaryota; Metazoa; Chordata; Chondrichthyes; Myliobatiformes; Dasyatidae. Bases 379 to 981 code for a protein of 200 amino acids. The transcript has 2 exons. The record is from RefSeq and is a predicted model, not a curated record.